UGACAGCAGUUUUUUUUCCUUCUUUAAUGGGAGGGUAUGAAUAAAUGUAUGUAAGAGGAUUAAACAGAGUGUGUUGAAUGUUAAUAAGCAAUAAAAAGGGAAAACCUCCAGUUAACUGGGCAGCAAAUACUGCCAGUGUCUUCAUGAGUUUGCUUAACUGAAAUAAUUUACAAGUUUCUUUUUUUCAUUGAAAAAAUGAUUAGUAUUUUUUUCUGUCCUCUGCGUGGUGAUAACAGCUCUGAUUGUGCAUCCAGGAUACUUGCUUCUGCACUUUUUAUUUGUCCAGUAGGAGCAACACACAACCAGCAGGGGGCAGCAAUGCGCCACUGCGGCGUUUAGUUUGUCACAGCGCGAGAAGAAGAGCAAACGGUUUGAGCUGUUUGGCUAAUUUUUGUGCGUCCUCCAGCAGGUUUUGUUGGUCCUUCUGUCAUGUGUCUAAACGCUGUGCGGUAGCGAACCAUGGCCUUCCCUGUGCCGGUGUGGCUGGCGGUGCAGGACGAGCUGCUCGGACCCGGAGAGGAAGACUCUGGUGCCCUGAGCUGUUUCGACAGUUUCGACGAGGAAGCUUUGUUCCAGACGUUCCACCUCACGAAACCCUGCAUCGCCUUCGUCGCCGACGCCGUCCGCAUCCGCAUGAGGACCGUGGCUCCGAAGAAGCCGCUCGUGUCCGUGGACGCGAUGGUCAUGGUGGCGCUGGACUAUUACGCGCACGGAGUCUCCACCGCCGCCGUCCUGCAGAAAGUCGGGCUGACUCAGAGCGACGGUCCCGCCUCCGUCGUCGGCGCAAUCUCCGGAGUCAUAGCCGGGAUGUCCGACCAGUUCAUCUCGUUCCCGCUGACCAGGGACGCCAGAGUCAACCUCGCAGCGAAGACCGAGAAGCUGUGCGGGAUCCCCAGAGUGCUGGGAGUCCUGGCUCCGGCGCACUUCAAGAUCAGAGCUUCUCCGUACGAGAAGGACACGUUCAGGUCGUUUGUGAACACUCAGGGUUACACGUCAGUCGUCAGUCAGGUCAUAUGUGACUCCGAUGGAAACAUACUGAGCGUUGAGAAAUGCUGCGUGGGCAGCACGUGUGAGCAGGAGAUGUGGGACUCGUCGUUCAAGGGAAGAGAGAUGGAGGAGGAGCUGCACGGAGCCUUCUGGCUCAUUGGUGGGACCGGCUACCACUUAACCAAACAUGUCUUGACUCCUGUGUCGGAACCUGCAAAUGACAACGAGGUCCGCUUCAAUGAGGCCCACGCCAAGAUCUACAGUGUCAUGCGGUCAACGCUUGGCUCCAUGAAGAGGCGCUUCAAGUGUCUGAUGCAACUUGGUUUUGCACAAGAAGGCUCUUUAAAUCAAAAGUCAAACAUUAUCAAGGCAUGCAGUGUGCUGCACAACAUCGCCAAAAAGUUCUCUGUCCGUCCUCCACCCCCAGCUGGUAAAAUCGAGCCCCUGCAUGCGGGCAAGCAGCCUUCGGUGCCGACAGAGAUCAACGCUGAGGCCCUCAAAGCCAGACAGCAAGUUAUCGAUGAUUACUUCUCUGUUGUUUCCAGUAGUCAGGACACAAAGAGCAGCAACACCACAGAGGAGGAUGCGUGAGCAAAGUGCUGUGUUGACCUGCUUUAAGCAGCAAGCAAAGAGGAUCAUCAGCAUGAUGACACACUUAAGAGCAAAAACUGGAAGCAAAACCCAGCUGAUACUCUGAGUGUGAAGGAAGUUGCUGUUGUGGUCUGUGCAGUUCGCCACGACUUGGUUUUUGACUUGUUAAAAGCACAUUCAUGUAUUUUUGUGAACAUAUUUUAUUUCUUGUACAAGUUAUCGUUUUCUAUACACAUUUCUUAUUGUUAUUAAAUGUAAUUUUAAAACA
This is a messenger RNA of Stegastes partitus (bicolor damselfish), 1846 nucleotides long. RefSeq names its product putative nuclease HARBI1. NCBI's taxonomy places the organism in Eukaryota, Metazoa, Chordata, Actinopteri, Pomacentridae. The record is from RefSeq and is a predicted model, not a curated record. The coding region runs from base 460 to 1578 and encodes 372 amino acids. The transcript is spliced from 2 exons.